AUGAUAGCCCACAUCAAAAAAAAAGGACCAUAUGGCUCAAGGUCAUCAGAUCUCCAAAUGAGGAAUAUGUCACGAGUGGCAGGCUCUGGCGCUCUCCUUGAAUGGAGCGAGGUGAAGGACAUGACAGCUUGCCUGGUAGAUCUAGUACGUCUUAUGAAACGCGAGUAUCAUACUAUCAUCAGUGCCAUACAUAUGAGCAACAAGGAGCACUCUCACUGUGUUAUCGGCGGACAGUUCGGGGCGCUGCUGCUCCUGACGGCGGUGGCCCUCCACGGCGCCUCCUCCCUGCCCACCGCUUCCCUGGCUGACGUCCUCGCUCGGGCACGCCACCAGGAGGCGCCCUCCUCCCGCCGCCUGCAGGUUCUCGACCCAGAAACCUUAAGGAAGAACAUCACCCUGGCGGAGGAGGAGAAGGAAGAGACGGCGAAGGCGGCGAAGGAGGAGGACGAGGACGAGGACCACAUGGAGGGCCUUCUGGAGUACCUGGAGCUCGAGACCCUGGACGCUGAGGACCCGAGGAUGACCUCUCCCGACGGGCUGACGCUGCUCAGUCACUCGGGGAACGCGCUGACCUUCACCAAGGAGACGGGCGGCCUCGUGAACCUCAACGGAGCGCCGGUAGAGGGCGUGCAAACCCUUCCUGAUGGCACCGAAGUGUACACGUUGGAGCGCUUCCUCGAGGAGCACAAAGGGCGUCUCGAUGAAGCCUUCAGGUUCUUGAGCCAACAAGCGAAUCGUCUCCAACCGCAAGGAAGGCAUCUGGUGGCUGACCAUCACACCAGGAUUCAAGAACAAAAGAACGAAGCCGUGGAAACAGCGUCUCAAGUGCCUCGCCCUCUACCGGAAGCUGAGGUCCCUAAGCCCCUCGUGGUGGUUAGCGAAGUCACGGAAAUAUCGUCGGAGAUCUCAGCCCCGGUGACUUCCAUCACGCUAACGAAAUUCUCAAUGUCCUCUCUCUCGGAUAAGCCCGUUGCGGCCACGAAGACCGAGUCGGCGUUCGAGAAGACGGCGCCACCUAAAGAUACCAACGAUGUGGAGCCAAAGUCGGCAACAGAGUCUCUGUUUGGUCCUUCGGCAGAAGAGGAACCGGCGCCGCAGACGGAAAUCCCGGCAAAAGCCUCGACAGCUGAAGCGGAUCCUGUCACAGAUUUUGUCUACGAGCCAUCGCCAGAAGAACCCAUACCUGUGACAGAUUCUGUGUUCGUAAGCCAAGUGGAACCUGAAGGUGCCACAGAAAUGUUUGAGUCUGCUUUGGUUGACGUAGUUCCAGCAACAGAGGCUGUGUGGGACCCAUCCACAGAAGAAGCCAGUCCCGUAAUAUCUAUUUCAAGCAAGUCUUCGUCCGCGGAUCUUGAACAAAGAUCAAAAACCCACACUGAGUCACCAGUGGUUAUUCCAGCAACAGGGUCAACGGUAGAAAUAGCUCCUGAGGACUUUAAUCCACAAACAGAAAUCCUUUUCGAAACCGCGUCUCCUGAUCCUGUAAAAGAACGAGAGGAACAGACAGAUCUCACAUCACAUGCACUUCCCAUUACAGAGAUACCAUUUGAGGUAUCGUCAGUAGAACCAGAACCGAUUACCGAAACCUUGUUCAAAUCUCUGCAAAAGCCUCCUCCAACAACAGAAUCUAUGGACGAACUAUCUCAGGACUUCACGCUGGAGAAUGAAACUGACUCUGUGCAUGAACAUCCGAGGAUCUCCGAUGCUGUACUAGAGACAGAACUCCCAACAACGGCUUUAUUAGAUACUGAGUUGUCAUUUGAUAGUCACGAAAAUAUUAUUCCAAGAACAGAAAUUCCACAUGUGGGUUCUGCAGAAUAUCAUCCCAAGACUAAGAUUGUAACUGAGGCACCUUUAGAAACCCUCCCAGAAAUCCCUCAAGUUGAAUAUGUUACGAAUCUCUCACCUCUGGAGUCUAUAGUAACUGACAACACUCAUGAUGGUGUUACAGUUGAGACAGAGACCCAGCUCGGAAAUGCUAAUGAGACCAAAGACACACCGGAGGAACUCGGUCACUCUCUGGACAUUGCAGGAAGAGAACAUAUCCUGCCCCAAAACACAAUAGUUAAAAGUGUCGACUCGGAGGACGUCCUUCUGGCAGAGAGUCAACAAAAUGUUAUCCCACAAAUACCUGUGGCCACAGAAGAAGUCAACAUUGCUUUGCUAGAUGUGUGGAAGGAAGCUCUCAGCCACAGUGAAACCAACUCAUCAGGAGCUGUAACAGGUGUACCUAGUACUAUUUUGUCUCCUGAUUACUUCACAAUGGUAAACUUAGUACCCCAAGAUGCCCCACAUCCAUUGUAUGGGGACACACCUGAAGUAGCAGCUCUUCGUAAAGAAUUCCUCUUAGACUACCUGGUCUUGGAGCCCUUCGACUUCCAGGAUCCUAGAAUGAUACAACCUGAAGGACUUGCUGUUUCCAACCUAGGCGGGAAAGAACUCGUAUUCUACGUGGAUACUAAUGACAAUCUGACUGUCAAUGGAGUAUUAGUUGAAGACUUCAAUAUCUUAUCCGAUGGGACGGUGGUCUUCACCCUCUCAGACUUCUUGUUCGAUCACCGCCAAGUGAUUGACGAGAUCCUUCAAACACUUCCAAGAAAUGAUGAAGGAUUAUUCUUCCAGGAACAUGAGCUGGCAUCUGUUCCUGAAGUGACAACAAGUACAAGUGAAACAUCAGAAGCCACGAAGAAAGAAGAAAUAAACACAUAUUCAGCAACGGAUGCCCCAAGUACGACCAGCUUACCAGUUGCUGUCGCAAAAGCCGUGGUUUCUAAGGACUCAUCCUUUAACGAAGUAACGAUUCCUGCAGAGCCAGUCCCAGCUAAAGAACCAGGUUUCACUACAGACAAGGCAUUGGAAGUAGAAGAAAUUUCCACAGGAACCGAAAACCUAAAUCCUCCUGAAGAUAUUGUUAAUACCACAGAUAUACCACAGCAUCACACAGAAGAGCAGGACACAACAGGACAGACUUUCGCAUCCGAAGAAUCCACAGGUCUUACAGAGCCUCUCCUGACAGUCCCCCAAAUUCCACAGCUUGUCGAAGAAGGAGAGUCCUCUUCACUCCUGAACUUAUGGCGUCACGCUCUAAGGCAUCAGGACGCCGCAGCUACACUCAGGGAUAAUAGAGAGCCGAAGACCCUCAUUUCUCCAGACUACUUCAUCGUCAUGAACCUGGUGCCCCAAGACGCCCCUCACCCGCUGUACGACGACGCCCCCGAGAACGUGCUCCUACGAACGGAAUUCCUGCUCGACUACCUGGUCCAGGACCCGAUCAACGUCCAAGAUCCCGAAAUAUCCUCGCCCGAAGGAAUCAGUGUGACCAACCUUGCCGGGAAGAAGUUAACCUUUGCUGCCGAUCCUCAAGGCAAGAUCAGCAUCAACGGGGUCCCUGUGGAGAUGGUGGAGAUCCUCGAAGACGGCACGCAGGUGUACACGGUGGAGGAUCUGCUCUUCCACCACAAAGCUCGAGUGGAUGAGGCCUUCUUCCACCUCGUCAGCCAGCCUGCCGAGUUUGGUCCACUUGGAGAGCCCUUGGACAUCCCUGCGCCUCCUACUCCUACGAAGGACUUCCUGGACACGCCCCUGCCAAGGAUUCCUCACCAGGUGGAUGCUGAGGACUCGUCUUCACUCCUCAGUCUCUGGCGCCAUGCCCUCAGGGAGCAGGAACCCUCUCUGGCGCUCAAGGAAGACACAGUCCCCAAGACCAUCCUAUCUCCCGACUUCCUUGAGAUGGGCAACCUCGUUCCCCAAGACGCCCCUCACCCCCUCUACGACGACGCCCCGAAGAACGUGGCCCUCCGGAACGAGUUCCUGCUGGAUUACCUCGUCCGGGAUCCUAUCAACGUGCAGGAUCCCAACAUCAGCUCUCAGGGGGGCAUUAGCGUCACGAACCUCGCCGGGCACCAGCUGUCCUUCGCAGCGGAUUCUGAAGGGAAACUGACCAUUAACGACGUCCCUGUGAAGAUGAUCGAGAUUCUGUCCGACGGGACGCAGGUGUACACUCUGGCCGACUUCCUGUUCGAGCACCGGGCGAGGGUCGACGACGCCUUCCUGCACCUCAUCAGCCAGCCGGCGGAGUUCGGGCCGCUCGGGGAGCCUCUGGGGAUCCCGACACCAGCCGAGCCUUCUGCAGAGAUCCUCGCCGGGGAAUCCCCUCUGACGGUGCCCAGGAUCCCCAAGUUCGUGGAAGAGAGAGAGUCCUCCUCGCUCCUGCAGGCGUGGCGGCAGGCGGUCAAGCAGCAGGACCCGGAGGAGACACUCAGGGACGGGAGAGUCCCCCAGACCGUCCUCACCCCCGACUUCCUCGAAAUGGAGACCCUCGUCCCAGCAGAGGCCGCCCUUCACCCUCUCUACGACGACACCGCCGCAGCAGCCGCCCUCCGCGCCGAGCUCCUCCUCGACUACCUCGUCCUCGAGCCCGUCGACAUCCACGACCCGAGGAUGGCGUUCCCCGACUACCUCAACGUCACCAACCUUGGCGGGAAGGAGCUCGCGUUUACGAGGCACAGGGACCGGCGAGUGACGGUGAACGGCGUCCCUGUGGAGGCUGUGGAAGUCCUUGAAGACGGGACUCUGGUCUACACUCUGGCCACGUUCCUCUUCGACCACCGCCAGAGGGUUCAGGAGGCGCUGGACGAGGUUCUCGGACAGGGGUUCGGAGGGGUUCGCGAGGGAGAGCUGGCCCUGCAGGACUCUCCUCGCGUAAUCUCGGAGUCAGCUGAACCACUUCAGAAACCAACAGUAAUGGCCAAGGAAUCGACGCAGAAACAGGAGGCGAGUCAGACGGAACAGGAGACGUCUCAACCUCAACAGGAAACGACUGAAGUGGAAGAGAUAUCGAGUCAACCACAACAGGAACUGCUCGAACCACAGCAAGACUCGACUCAGGCGCAACAGAAAUCGAGUCUGUCACUACAAGAAGAAGAGACGACUCACCCUCAACAGGACUCGACUCAAGGGCUACAACAGAAGUCGACUCGACCGCAGCAGGAUAAGACGACUGCCGAGGCCCUGCCAGAGACGACCGAGGUGCAAGAAGAACCGAUUCAGUCAAAGGAUGAGACGCCUCGACCGCAGGAGGAGGAAGUGAGCGAGCCAGUUACUGAGGCGAACCAACAACCUACUGAUCCAGAGGAAGAACUAGCUCAAGGUCCAACUCAUGAACCAGCUCAAGAACCUCAAGAACCAAUUCAAGGAACAGCUCAAGAGCCAAGCCAAGAACCAGCUCAAGAACCAGCUCAAGCACCAACUCAAGACGCAACUCAGACGCUAACGCAAGCACCAACUCAAGAACCAGUCGUAGAAGGAGCACCUCACCAGCCACCCCAAGAAGUCCUCCUGGCGGUGCCGAGGAUCCCGCAGGAGGUGGACGAAGGAGAGUACUCGUCGCUGCUGAACCUGUGGCGAUUCGCGCUGAGUGAGCAGGGCGGGGAGGCGGCGCUCAGGGAUGGCGAAGAACCGCAGACCAUCUUGUCUCCCGACUUCCUGGUGAUGGUCAACCUCGUGCCCCAAGACGCCCCCCACCCCCUCUACGACAGCGCCCCCGAGAACGUCGCCCUCCGCCUCGAGCUCCUCCUCGACUACCUCAUCCUCGAACGUGUCAGCCCGCAGGACCCGAGGAUGACCCAGCCGGAAGGCCUCACGGUCACCAAUCUCGCCGGGAAGGAGGUCAACUUCAGGGUCAACUUGGAAGAACCCAAAUCAACCCGUGAAAUAAGAACGCCCAUGAUAACCGCCUCCCCCCUCCACAUGGCAACGAGGUUAACAGGCGUGAGACACACUCUCAGCCCCGGAGUUGCCGUCUGGCGGAAGGGACAGGCCGGCCGAUCCCCAAGGAUCCCUCGGCCGUGGAUGAAAGGGAAGAGGCCUCGUCCCUCCUCACGCCUGGGCGCCAGCCUGCCCAUCAGGAAUGCAGGACUCGCGCGCCAACGUUCAGGGAUGACAAGAAUAAAAAUAGCCUCCGUUUCCGGCGCCUCUCCCUCAGUCCCCAAGACGCUCCUCUCUCCCGACUUCCUCGAGGUGGCCAGCCUGGUUCCCCAAGACGCCCCCCACCCCCUCUACGACGACGCCCCCAGGAACUCGGCCCUCCGCUCCGAGCUCCUCCUCGACUACCUGGUCCUCGAGCCCGUGAGCGUGCAGGACCCAAGGAUCGCCUCGCCUGAAGGACUCACGGUGACGAAUCUCGGAGGGAAACCGCUCACCUUCAAGGCCGACGUCGAGGGACACUUCACCAUCAACGGCGUGCCCGUGGAAGGCGCGGAGGCCCUCGAGGACGGGACCUUCGUGUACACUCUGGCCGACUUCCUGUUCGAGCACCGGGCGAGGGUCGACGACGCCUUCCUGCACCUCAUCAGCCAGCCGGCGGAGUUCGGGCCGCUCGGGGAGCCUCUGGAGAUUCCCACGCCUGUCGAACACACGGCGACGGAGGAGGCAGCUUAUCCUACGACGGUGCCAAGGAUCCCCGGUCUGGUGGACGAACAGGAAGCCUCGUCUCUCCUGAACCUCUGGCGCCAUGCCCUCAGGACGCAGGACGUCUCAGCCACCCAAAGGGACGAUAGAGUCCCCAAGACGCUCCUCUCUCCCGACUUCCUUGAGGUGGUCAACCUGGUUCCCCAAGACGCCCCCCACCCCCUCUACGACGACGCCCCCGAGAACGUGGCGCUGCUGAAGGAGAUCCUGCUGGACUACCUAGUUCUCGACCCUCUCAGUAUCCAGUCGACACAGUCAGGGGGACUCAGGGUUACCAACCUCGCCGGGAAGGAGCUGUUUUUCGCCGUCGACAACCAGGAUAACCUCUUAGUCAACGGAGUCAAGGUGGAAGCAAUGGAGGUCCUCUCAGAUGGAACACAGGUCUUCACACUCACGGACUUUCUCUUCGACCAUCGUGAACGCGUGAACAAGGCCUUCCGAAAGCUGAACAAACAACCCUCUUUGUUCACACCGCUGGGCGAACCUUUGGAUCUCCAAGCCGAAGCUCAACCAGCUCUCAAGACAACUGAACAAUUUGACGAAGUUGCUUUUGUACCAGAAUUAGUUGAAGAACAAAACGGGUUCGAUCGGUCUUCAGCAGAGGCUAUUCAGACGCAGCCGGAGAAUGAUCAGAUACCGUCAGAGAGUGUCAGAAAGACGGACGAAACGGCGUCGGAUUCGCUCCUGACAGAAACGCAGACAUUCCCGGAGACAGCGGAAGGUUUGCGAGAGCCGGAGCAGGCGCUGGUAGAAGACGGCGGUGACUUGUCUGGAUCCGCGAGAGCAGAACAAGAAGCAACUCGAGCAGAGGUGGUAGCUGUUUCAGAUUCGGACUUGGAACUGCUGGAAUCGAUUCAAGCAGGCGCGGAAUCGGAUCCAGCUGAGUUAGGAGAUGUUCCGAUAGUUCCUGGAGUUUAUAGCAUCCAGUCCGAUCCUGUUCGGGUAGUGCUGGAAGCGGAGGAAGCACAGGUAGAUCCUCUUGAAGCUGUUCCGGAAGGCGAUCAGAUUGCUUCGGAGUCGAUUCAGAUCCAAGUCGUGUCAGAAACGGAUGACACGCCACUAGAACCCCUCCAAGCAGAUCCGGAAGCAGAACAAACCCUGCCAGAGCCCGCACAGGAGCAAGCAGCGUCGGAAACCGUUCAAAAACCUUCAGACUCAAUUCAAGAUCUUUCAGAGUUGACCCAAGCGAUAUCAGAGACAGACGAAGCCAUGCCAAAAGCUCUCCAGACAGAGCCGGAAGUGGAACAGCCACAGGGUCCCGCAGCCGCAGAGACUACCCUGAGCCUCCCCGAAAUCCCCAAGCUCGUGGACGAAGGGGAAUCCUCGUCCCUCAUCGACAUCUGGCGCCACGCACUCAGGGCUCAGGGUCCGUCGGCUGCACUCAGGGAUGCUAGAGAACCAAAGACGCUCCUAUCUCCCGACUUCCUGGAGGUGGUGAACUUGGUACCCCAGGACGCCCCUCACCCCCUCUACGACGACGCCCCUGAGAACGUCGCCCUUCGCACGGAGUUCCUGCUCGAUUACAUGGCCCUGGAUCCCAUCGACGUCCAGGAUCCGAAGAUAGGGUCAGCCGAAGGACUCCAGGUGACCAACCUGGCGGGGAAGACACUCGCCUUUGCUGUUGAUUCGGAAGGAAACCUACGCAUCAACAACGUGCCUGUGAAGAUGAUCGAGAUUCUGUCCGACGGGACGCAGGUGUACACUCUGGCCGACUUCCUGUUCGAGCACCGGGCGAGGGUCGACGACGCCUUCCUGCACCUCAUCAGCCAGCCGGCGGAGUUCGGGCCGCUCGGGGAGCCUCUGGAUGCCUUGAUCCCCGAACCUGACACCCUGAGCGAAGUCUGAGCUGACAGGAGCUGACAGCGUGCCACCUCCAUGACAACCGCUGUCAGAAACACUUUGCUUCAUUCUAGUCACAUUGUACAUCGACGAUUUUUUUUUGCAUUAAGAGUGAACAUGCAUUUUUUCCUGUUUUUUCUUUUUCUUUCUUUCUUUUUUUUUCUUUUCUUUUUUCCUUUCUUCACCUGAAACGCUCAGCGACUGAAGUUGUAUUUGUAAACAAUUGCUUGAGGUAAAGAGAAGAGGUUCUAGUGGGGUUCAGAGGUUUUAUGAGUGAGAGAAACCACAAAUAAGGAGAAAUUGAAGCCUUUCGACUUUUUUUUAUUCAGUGAGGGAAAAGCAAAGGUAAGGGUAAUUGAAGUUUUUUUUUAUUAAGUGAGAAAUAACAAGGGUAACGGAAAUGGAAAUCAUCAUUUAAAAAAAUCAAAGAUAAGGAAAACUGGAAUUUUCGUAAAAUUCUUUUUCCUUAUUUUUUUCUUCUUAUUCAGUGAGAAAAAAUACACAGGCAAGGAAACUCAAGAUCUUCAUAACGUUUUUUUUUUAUUCAAUGAGAAAAAUAAUGAGAAUUUAAAUCUUUAUAACCUUUUUUUUCUUUUUGUGGUAUUCUAAACUUAUUCGGAUGUUGCAAUUAUAAGCAAAAGUGUGUUUUCAUUUAUUUAGAAGUGAGAAUGUGUCUAUUUGUAUAUAUGUGUGCAUAGUAUUGUGUAUGAGUGACUGUAUAAAUUAAUUUAGGUUAACUCGCCGAUUUUUUUUCCUUUUACAAAAUAUGUGACUGUGAAUAUGAAAUAACCGCUAUAUUGUAAAUCAAUUCAAAUGUUAUGUGUUUUAAUAAGUGAUAUUAAAAGUUAAUGGAUAUUGUC
Molecule: messenger RNA, 9167 nt
Organism: Penaeus vannamei (Pacific white shrimp)
Lineage: Eukaryota; Metazoa; Arthropoda; Malacostraca; Decapoda; Penaeidae
Source: RefSeq, a predicted model, not a curated record